GGAGGUGAAGCGACCCGAGAGCACUCUACUGUACUCCGUGUGGAUCACUGUGAGCGGAUGGACCGGGCUGUGGCGCUCUGACCGCCUCUUCCCUGGAUUAUCUGGAUGCGAUUGAAACUGGACCACAUCUCCCUCUUUAUCACAUUGCUCCCAACAUCAGAUACUCUCAAGGCACCUCGUGAGUGGAGCGGGUAGGAGACGCUCGUGGAAACGGGGCUGUAAAUCCGGGCUGGUGCAGCUAGAGCCGGUGUGGCUAGAGCCGGUGCGGCGGGGAUGGAGCGCUGGAAGGGCAGAGUGGCCCUGGUCACUGGUGCCUCUGUGGGGAUCGGAGCGGCGAUCGCUCGGGCGCUGGUCCAACAGGGCAUGAGAGUGGUGGGCUGCGCCAGGAAUGUCGACAAGAUAGAGAAACUGGCAGCUGAGUGUCAGAGUGCUGGUUACAGCGGCACGUUGAUCCCGUACAAAUGUGACCUGUCCAAUGAAGAUGAGAUCCUGUCCAUGUUUUCAGCCAUAAAGACGCAGCACAAAGGAGUGGAUGUGUGCAUCAACAACGCUGGAGUGGCCCACAACGAGCCCCUCCUGAGCGGACAGACUGCGGGCUGGAGGAACAUGAUCGAUGUGAAUGUUGUGGCCCUGUCGAUCUGCACUCGUGAGGCGUACAAAUCCAUGAAGGAGAGAAAUGUGGACGACGGUCACAUUAUAAAUAUAAACAGUAUGGGAGGACACAGAGUCGUGCCAAGUGCUGAUGAGCACUUCUACUGUGCCACUAAAUACGCUGUGACUGCUCUGAGCGAAGGGCUUCGACAAGAGCUCCGAGAAGCCAACAGCCACAUCAGAGUAACUUGUAUUUCUCCUGGAAUAGUAGAAACAGAGUUUGCUUUCCGGCACCUGAACAGUGACCCAGAGAAAGCAGCAGCUGUGUAUGCAAGUAUAAAGUGUUUAAAACCAGAAGACAUAGCCAGCGCUGUGACCUAUGUCCUCAGUGCCCCUCCUCAUGUGCAGAUUGGAGACGUGCAGAUGAGGCCCGUUGAGCAGGUGUCUUAGCAAAGCAGCAGAGAGCACCAGAGGACCACAGGAGCAGCCGGCACACCUAUUGUAAAUCCUUGGCGACCUCUGCUGGCGAGUGGGGGUAAUGCAUCAACUUAACUACAACUGUGACAACGGACGGACGAAGUACAAAGUGUGCUGAAGUCUUAAAGAGACUAUGCAGGGAAUUGUCCUGAAGGGCUUGGACAUUUGAAACCACUACAACUACACUACUGAAUGCCGCAAAAUUCUGUUAUGGGUGUAAUAGCCCAGCAAUGACCUGAGCUAACUCCAGUCAACUCUAGGAAUGCUUAAAGGUGUACUAUGUAACUUUUAUAGUGGGAUGUCCCUCACCUGCUUGUCUUUGUGGAGAUGUCACUGCUUUACCUGGAAUGUUCCACAGUAUGGUAUUAUGCGUAUCUAUCUCGCAUUUGUUCAGUCACAAAAAAAAAAUCCUUCCUCUCUUUAGAUCUGAUCCUGAACUUGACCUGGUGGCAUCUUCUUGGAGUUAGAUUAGAUAACACUACAUAGACAAUAAAUACGAUCUAUGGAGGCAAGCAUGUAGUGGACAUCUCCCUGAAACAUUACACAGUGUACCUUUAAGAGAGCUGCUGUGUACCAUGUGGUCAUCUUCUGUACAUGACCAUCACUAUAGAGGGAAGAGUAUGCCAUUGAUUGCACAUGUUCUACCUUUUUAUUUUGGUGUUGUUUUUUCUAGGUCACAUUACAUAUCUUUUUCCUAUUCAACCAGAUGAGUAAUUGCUGUUUAUGACAUGAUUUGUUUUAAAAUUUUAACACUGGAUGUCCCACACCAAAAACACUAACACUAGCUGUAAUGUGUUCACACCCUUCUGCAACCUUUAUUUACCAUAUGUCUUAACACUGAAUGACCUGAUGAUAUGAAAUAAUAGUUAUAUUAAUCAAUUUUGUACAGAUUGGGGAAAAUAGACUCGGACCUUAUUAAUCAGCUUAUGUGAUUCAGUCUUGCACGUUGAAUUUAGGAAGGUUAUGAAAAGAGAGAUGAUUUGUACCCUAACAUUUUGGGGAAAAUUCUUGGCAAAUGACUUAAAACUAUUGUCCAGGAGUACUGUCAUUAACUGGGUGCUUUCUGCUUCUGUGUUACUGUAGUCACUGAAGAAAAGCAAUGCACGUUAUGGACUUUGUGACCAGCUUUAGACCUGAACAUAAGAGCUGCAUGAUUCAUGUACUCCUGUUAACCAUCUACAUAUUAUCUCUAUCGGGAAUGUCAUAUGAUAAUAAAUGAGUCACUAAAUGCACUGUGAA
Molecule: messenger RNA, 2307 nt
Organism: Boleophthalmus pectinirostris (great blue-spotted mudskipper)
Lineage: Eukaryota; Metazoa; Chordata; Actinopteri; Gobiiformes; Gobiidae
Gene: dhrs11a
Product: dehydrogenase/reductase 11a
Exons: 7
Coding region: 274-1041 (255 amino acids)
Source: RefSeq, a predicted model, not a curated record